Molecule: messenger RNA, 1088 nt
Organism: Punica granatum (pomegranate)
Lineage: Eukaryota; Viridiplantae; Streptophyta; Magnoliopsida; Myrtales; Lythraceae
Source: RefSeq, a predicted model, not a curated record
AUUGGUUGCUUCCGCCGCCUCUCUUCUCCUUCUCUCGCCUGUCCGUCGUUCACAGCCGACAUCCGAUCAUCUGCCUUCUGCAACUUCUUCUUCCGCUUUCUCCGUCGUUGCCCAGCUGAAGUGAACCAGGCGAGGCCCGUGAGAGGGUUCUUGAUCUAGGGUUUUGAUAGUAUUUGAUUCAAUUGCAGGAGAAAAGCUCCAAUUUUUAGUUGUCAAACCGAACAUGUCUUCCCUGAGGAACGCCAUCCCAAGAAGGGCUCACAAGGAGCGGUCUCAGCCGCAAGCGAGGAAGAAGUUUGGGCUGCUAGAGAAGCACAAGGACUACGUCGUCCGAGCGAAGGCCUUCCACAAGAAGGAGGAGACCCUGCGGAAGCUCUGGGAGAAGGCGGCUUUCAGAAAUCCCGAUGAGUUCUACUUUAAGAUGAGUAAGACCCGAACGGUCGACGGAGUCCAUAGACCCCAGAGCGAGGCAAAUAAGUAUACUCCUGAGGAGCUGAUGCUUAUGAAGACUCAGGACAUCGGGUAUAUUCUUCAGAAAGUGCAGAGCGAGAAGAAGAAAAUUGAGAAACUCACUGCAACUUUGCACUCUCUCGAUAAUCAAUCAUCAAGCAGACAUGUUUACUAUGCCGAGGAUAGGGAGGAGGCUAAAGAAAUACAGUCUCGAUCUUCUAAAAGUGGGGUAUUGCCCGCUUCAGAGGACAUUCCGAAUCAUAUCAAAAGGAAAACAGCUGCUUCGUACAGAGAACUAGAGGCUAGAACAAGUAGAGUAAAUGAAUUGGAGAAAAUCUACAUGGAUAUGGCAAUGCAGAAGGAACUACAGAAGAAGGGUAGGAAGCGGAAACUUCGCGAGGAUGAAAUCGUCUGCCCAACAUCAAAACCUGUAUACAAGUGGCGAACGGAACGGAAGCGCUGAAGAUGGACGACUAUUAUCUGUAUUGUUUCGGCUUAUAAUGGUUCACCAGAUUAGAGGAUCUUCUAGUUAAUAUUUGGUUGAGAAAUUAUCUUUGCAGCUGCAAGUUGAAAUUUUGAUGCUAUAUCAGAGACUUUCCCAAAUUCAAUUUUGAUGUCAUAUCACAGACUUUCCCAAA